Mus pahari (shrew mouse) is the source of this 2292-nucleotide messenger RNA. RefSeq names its product solute carrier family 16 member 4 (gene Slc16a4). The record is from RefSeq and is a predicted model, not a curated record. The transcript is spliced from 9 exons. The coding region runs from base 227 to 1744 and encodes 505 amino acids. Lineage: Eukaryota; Metazoa; Chordata; Mammalia; Rodentia; Muridae. Gene Ontology annotation, biological process: monocarboxylic acid transport; transmembrane transport. Gene Ontology annotation, molecular function: monocarboxylic acid transmembrane transporter activity.
CUCCCUCAGGAAGUAAAGUCCACAGGCAGGAGCUGCUAAACCUCCGCCCUGGCCUGCUUGACUAAAGUGCCUGGUUGUUUCCACCAAGCAGUGGAAUGGGAACGAAUCGCCUUAGAAAAAGAGUAACGUUUUAGGGAAAAUAACUAAUUUUUCCUCUGAAAUUUUCUUGUCUCCAAAGGAUUCAUUUGCUUAAAGUGAUCUCUGUACGUAGCCUACAGGAAGCAUCAUGGUGAAGAGGGAAGGAAAGCCCUCCCCUUACACCAAACCCCUGGAUGGAGGAUGGGGAUGGAUGGUUGUGUUUCAUUUUUUCCUGGUAAACGUGUUUGUGAUGGGAAUGACCAAGACAUUUGCAAUUUUCUUUGUGGUCUUUCAAGAAGAGUUUGAAGGCACUUCAGAGCAAAUUGGUUGGAUUGGAUCCAUUAUGUCAUCACUCCGUUUCUCUGCAGGUCCCCUGGCUGCUAUUAUCUGUGACAUACUUGGAGAAAAAUCCACCUCCAUUCUUGGGACUUUCCUUGUUUCCGGUGGCUAUCUCAUCAGCAGCUGGGCCACAGGCAUUCCCUUUCUUUGUGUGACUAUGGGGCUGUUACCUGGUUUGGGGUCUGCUUUCUUGUACCAAGUAGCUGCUGUGGUAAUUACCAAAUAUUUCAAAAAACGAUUGGGCCUUUCUACAGCAAUUGCCCGUUCUGGAAUGGGGCUGACAUUUUUGUUGGCACCCUUCACAAAAUUCCUGAUAGAUCUUUAUGACUGGACAGGUGCUCUUAUUUUAUUUGGAGCUAUUACAUUGAAUUUGGUGCCUUCCAGCAUGCUCUUAAGACCCAUCCACAUCCAAUCAAACAAUUCUGAUAUUGAAAACAAAGGUAGCAUUUUGUCUGCAACUGAACCAGAGGCAUCAUACAAGACAGAAACAUCGAACUGCAACGAGACACGCAACGAGACACAGGACUCUUUCAUCAAAGACAGUACUAUGAAAAAAUCUGGACAACCUACCAAAACUUCCAGAAAAACUGUCUUAGAAAAUCAGAGUGAAGAGAUCAGCAAUAGGCCUCAUAGGCACAGGCUGUUACUAAUGAGCAAUGACAAAAGUUACAAGAAAAAGUUUGUUUCAUGGAACUGCAAACAAAAACUUUUAGAUAUUUCUCUCUUUAGAAAUCCUUUCUUCUACAUAUUUACUUGGUCUUUUCUCCUGAGCCAAUUGGCAUAUUUCAUUCCUACUUUCCACCUAGUAGCCAGAGCAAAAACACUUGGAAUUGACAUAAUGGAUGCCUCCUACCUUGUGUCUGUAGCUGGUAUCACCGAGACAGUCAGUCAGCUCAUUUCUGGAUGGAUUGCGGAUCAAAAUUGGAUCAAGAAGUAUCAAUACCACAAGUCUUACCUCAUUCUGUGUGGUGUAACUAACCUGCUUGCUCCUUUAGCCACCACAUUCCCACUCCUUAUGGCCUAUACCAUCCUUUUUGCCAUUUUUGCUGGUGGCUACCUGGCACUAAUACUGCCAGUAUUGGUUGACCUAUCUAAGAAUUCUAGAGUACACAAGUUUUUGGGAUAUGCCAGUUUCUUUGCUGGGAUAGCUGUCCUUUCUGGACCACCAAUAGCAGGCUGGAUAUAUGACUACACACAGACUUACACAGGCUCUUUCUAUUUUUCUGGCACCUGCUAUAUCCUCUCUUCAGUUUCCCUUUUUUUUGUACCACUGGCUGAAAGAUGGAAACGCAAACAGUCUGACCUUCUGAGGACUACAAUCAAGUAAGAGCCUAACAAACAAAAACCUAAACAAGCUACUGUAAGCAAAGGCUCAGAAGAAAAGUCUUUGUUAAGAUAAGAAAGCAAGCCAUAGAAUUUUUAAGAUUGCUUCCUACUUUAUUAGCACUGCCAGGAAUGUCCAAUAGGUGGAAGGAGUAAUAAAUGAGUAAUAAAGGAGUAACAACUUAAAUUGUUAGUAUUUAAUCAAAUAGGCUAAAAAUUGAAUCCAUUGAAGCAACUACUUUACUAUUAAAUGAAAAUCAGAAUGUACUAUAAUAAAUCAAUGCAAUUUUUCAUUUGUGCUAUGGCAAUUCUGUCAUCAAAGUAUGUGACAAUUAUAAAACUAUUAUUUUCUUUUAUUUAAAUAUAGUCAUUGGUUAACUAGAGCUCUGGAAUCUGAAUAAAGCCUUACUUAGUGACAAGAAUGAUAAUACCCCCUCCAAAAAAGUUUAUUGCUGUUUAUUCAUUAUAAGUAAUCUUUGUUUUCUUAUUACUUUGUCUUUUAGAAUUCUAUAGUGUACUGCUAUCUAAUAAAAAUAAAAUUUGCUAAAAUAA